AUGUCGUCUAAAGGCAUUGGUAAGAGGUUUGGCUUCAAGAGGUCAAACACCAACCAAGAGGAACCUAUCACGGUCAAUGAGAUCUCUAGACUCGACAGCCAGACCAAGAAGGUUGGCGAGAGCAGCACGCUCGGCCCGGAACAUGGAGUUGCAGAAGAGGUUAUCAUCGGUGAUGUUCGCGACAUCACCGAAGUUGAGGCCAAUCAUGCCCUCAAGUCCUUCAAGAAGGAUCACAUGUGGGACCCCAACAUGGUGCGUACGAGCAGUCCUAGUGCGAGAAUCAAGCAUACUAACAUGUUUCCANNGUCGGACGAGGCGAUCGAGAUGGUUGACGCUGUCACCGAUGCCCACGACGCCAAGGGAGAGGCUCAACUGGUUGGCGCCAUGAUCGAGAACUCACCUUAUCCCGAAGUCCGCGCUGUCGUAAGAAACUAUGAUGAGGAUGUGCCCGCAAGCACCAUCAGAGCAUGGACUAUCGGUCUCAUCAUGACCACCAUCUGCUCAUCGCUCAACGCUCUGUUCCUGCUGCGCUACCCAAACAUCUCGAUUGGUCCUUACGUCGUACAACUUAUCUCUUACCCCAUUGGUGUUGGCUGGGCUAAAGUCAUGCCUAACAAGCAAGUCUCUCUUUUCGGGUUGAAGGCCAACCUCAACCCUGGUCCUUUCAACGUCAAGGAGCACGUCAUCAUUGUCGCCAUGUCCAACGCAGCUUUCGGUGGUGGUGCUGGUUACUUCGUCGAUACCGUUGUCUCUCUGAAGAAGUUCUAUCACUUCGAUACUAGCCAAUUCGGUUGGGGAUUCAACACUCUGUUCGCCCUGUCUACUCAGUGUCUUGGCUUUGGUCUCGCUGGCUCCGUCCGCAAGUUCCUUGUCGAGCCCGCCGCCAUGAUCUGGCCCGGUGCUUUGGUCAACGUUGGUUUCAUGUACGCCUUGCACGAUCAUAGCAAGGCUGAUCCCGCAAAAACAAAUGGCUGGUCCAUGAGUCGUUACAAGUGGUUCAUGAUCUGUAUGGUGGGUAUGUUCGUCUGGUCUUGGUUCCCUGAUUUCAUCAUCCCCGCUUUCAGCUACUUCGCAUGGGUCACUUGGAUCAAGCCCCAGAAUGUCGUCGUCAACCAGCUCUUCGGCCAGCAGACUGGUGUCUCCUUGGGCUUCCCCUUCACUGGAUUCACCCUCGACUGGGCUCAGAUCAAUUCUUUCUACGGCAGUCCUCUUCUUUCUCCAUGGCACGCACUUGCCAACACCGGAGUCGGAAUCGUCUUCUUCGGCUGGCUCGUCGUCCCUGCCCUGCAUUACAGUGGCGUCUGGUACGCCGACUAUUUGCCCAUCUCACAGAACGGUAUUCUGGAUAACUUGGGUAAUACUUAUAAUACUUCAAGAAUCCUCACACCCGAGCAUGUUGUCGAUCCUGCCAAGUACGAGGCAUACUCGCCUCUGAUGCUCUCGACCGCUUUCGCUCUUACCUAUGGCAUGAGUUUUGCCUCCAUUGCCGCACUCGUCAGUCACACUUACCUGUUCCAUGGUGCUGAGAUUUGGCGCCGUUUGAGAUCCUCCAAGGGUGAACUCGAUGAUGUGCACAUGAAGAUCAUGCGCAAGUACAGACUCGUGCCCACCUGGUGGUACAUUAGUCUUCUGGCUGUCAUGACCGCGUUCGCCUUCGUCUCCGCACUGGCAUACCCGACUGGUAUGGCUUGGUACUCCGUCAUUCUUUCACUGGUCAUCGCGACCGUGUUCACUAUUCCCAUCGGUAUCAUUCAGGCUUUCACCAACAUCCAACUGGGUCUCAACGUCUUCACCGAGUUCAUCAUCGGUUACGUCCAGCCUGGGCACCCUAUCGCCAUGAUGAUGUUCAAGACUUUUGGAUACAUCGUCAUGACUCAGGCGCUCUAUUUCUGCCAAGAUCUGAAGCUCGGUCACUACAUGCAUGUUCCUCAGCGAUCUUUGUUCACUGCUCAACUUGUUGCCACUAUCUGGUCUUGUCUUUGCCAGCUGGCAACAGUCGAGUGGGCCAUGGGCGCCAUCAAGAAUGUCUGCACGAAGGCAGCACAAGGAUCCUUCACUUGUGCCUCGAUCAAGACCUUCUACAACGCCAGUGUCAUCUGGGGUGCUAUCGGUCCCAAGCAUCUCUUCUCCUCCGGCUCCGUGUAUCAAGGUCUCCAGUACUUCUGGCUGGCCGGUUUCAUCUCGCCCUUCAUUGUCUACGGACUCGCUCGUGUGUUCCCCAAGAUGUCACUGAUCCGCAAGAUCAGCAUGCCCAUCAUCUUCGCUUGUUUCAGUUACGUUCCUCCUUAUUCGGCCAUGAACAUUGUAAGUUCUCACUCCUUCUCUCACCAAAAGCCAAACAUCAUGCUGACUUAUUCCACANNGCUCUCUUGGGUCUUGGUCGGCUGGGCCUUCAACAAGUUCAUCCGUAACAGGUACCGUGGAUGGUGGAUGGAGUACAACUACAUCACCUCGGCCGCUUGGGAUGUUGGUCUUGCGCUCUGCGCCAUUGUCAUCUUCUUCUGCAUCCAACUCCCUGGCUCGGGCAUGCCCGACUACUGGGGAACCACUAUUGUCAGCACUACCCUUGAUGGUGCUGGUGGUAACGUCAGAAAGACGGUUGCCGACGGCGAGUACUUCGGUCCCAGAACCUGGAAGUGGUAA
Messenger RNA from Aureobasidium uvarum, 2643 nucleotides. The record is from the annotation of a GenBank genome assembly. Lineage: Eukaryota; Fungi; Ascomycota; Dothideomycetes; Dothideales; Saccotheciaceae.